AUGGGCAUUUUCGGCCAAUUGCAGUCGACCCUCAUGAGCUUCAUGUCCGACGAUCCUGAGAACAUGACAGAGGGCAAAUAUGUCUACUGGACCAAACAGGACGAUGACGUCCCGCGAGGACAUGUUGGAGAGAUUGUGGAUAUCCAAAGCGAUGGGGACAGAAGGGUCAAGUUUCCAAACGGAAAAUGGAAUUUCGCCCCUGAGAAGCUGAAUAUGUGCGACUUUCAGAAGGGUACUUUCGUCCACGCCACGGGCGACGACUAUGACUUCGACACCGUUGGCGAGGUGAAAGACCUGGAGGAUGGGAAGUUCAUCGUGGAGAUCAAGGGCGAGAAGGAAAAGGAGAAGCCGAAGCAUCUGGUGAGAUGUGAUUUUCAGCCGGGAAUGUAUGUCUUCUGGAUCAAGUCCGACGACGACAUUCCUGCGGGGCACAUGGGGGAGGUCCUCGCCGACAUCAACGACGAGGGUCGGGUGAAGGUGAAGUUUCCCAAUGGUCGCUGGCGCUUCCGCCCCUCCGAAUUAGUGCGCGGGCACGUGCAGCCAGGCGCCUUCGUGCAGUGGAAGUCUUCCAACGAUGACAUCGCAACGGGAGAGCUGGGGAAGGUGACUGGCAGCUUAGAUGACGACGGCAAGGUCGAGGUCCAGUUUGCCAAAGAUGCGGGGCGCUUUCGACCUGAAGAGCUGAUUUUCUAUGAAAUACAGACGAACUCCUUCGUCAACUGGAGGAAGAGCGACGAUGACGUGGAGACAGGCGACGUGGGGCGCGUCGAGCGGCUCAAGGACAACGGCAAGCUCCUGGUUGCAUUCCCCAAAGGAUCUUGGUCCUUCCAUCCCGGCGAGUUGCGCCUCUUCAAGCUCCAGCCCGGGAUGCUCGUGACCUGGGAAAGCUAUGACGAUGACAUUGGAAAGCACGACAUCGGCCGCUUGCCGUAG
Messenger RNA from Symbiodinium sp. CCMP2592, 933 nucleotides. The record is from the annotation of a GenBank genome assembly. Lineage: Eukaryota; Dinophyceae; Suessiales; Symbiodiniaceae.